AUGGCUUCCUGCAGCGUCGCGGGCUCGAGCGCGCCCAGUAGCAACGUCAGCAGCAACGUCAGCAGCACUGGCAUCAGCUUGGCGCUCGCCGCGCAGCCUUCGGCGGGCCAGCUGAACGUGGAGAUCCUGGGCGCGCGCAACCUGCCGCCGGCCGUGCUGGGCAGCCUGCUCAAGUGGACGCCCAGCUACGCCAACCCGUACGUGGUGCUGUCGCUGGACCGCGAGCGCUUCGUGUCCAGCGUCAAGCAGCGCCACCUCAACCCCAGCUGGAAGGAGACGGGCAGGCUCAGCGUGCCGCUGCCGUCCGAGACGGAGGUGCUGCAGACCGUUGGGGUCCCGGGCGGCAUGAGCGCUGGAGCGGCAGGCAAAGGCAAACACAGCAACAACAGCAACAACAAGGGUAAAGGAGGCGCUGCAAUGAAGAAGACGGGGGCGGCUGCGGCUGCGGCGGACGCUGCCAUGGGCUACCGCCAGUACCAUCCGUGCGCGCCGGAGCUCUACGUGCAGGUGUUCCAUCGCUCGGACGAGAAGAAGGACGCAGCAACGGCAGCGUCUGCUGCGCCGGCGUCGAACUCGUCGACGUCGUCGAAUGUGUCGGCGCUGGGGCCCGAGGACAAACUUAUCGGAGCUGUGGUGGUGCCGCUCCUGCCGUGUUUGAUGUCAAGUGCGUCGAGUACCCGUGGGUGGUACCAACUGACGGACGAGGAGUCGCAGAGUGCGGGACAACUGCAGCUCGCGCUGGACUUUGACGUCUCCGCCGCCUCCAACGGGCUGGAGCCCCGGAAAGGGGACAUUGUGAGGCUCACGGGCUUCGGUGGACUCGAGUACUACUCCAAGCUGCUGCCGCCGAGUGCACGACUCGAGGUGAUGGACAUUUUCCAGGACCAAGUGUUCGCACAGACGUUCAGCCAGGAGGGAUGGCCGCUCAGCUUCGAGCUGCACCGCAACCUGGUGCACGUGGAGCGUCGUCCGUCGCUCCUCCACGACGCCUCGCAGCAGCUGCAGAGCCAGGUAUCGCGCGUACGCCAACUUCGAGUCGUCACAGGCGCGCAGCGCGUUUGGCGCGCGCUUCCUGAUACUCCGCGUAUUCAAUUCGAGAACUCGGCAGCUUUCAUUGCCUUCUUUGGCACGCAGGCGUACUUGACGAUGGUGCGUAGCGUGAACGAGAUGUUGCGUUCCGGUGUGUCCUCGGGCGUCCAGACGUUUGUGGCGAGCUCGAAGGACGCCUACGGCCAGGUGAAGCUGGAGUUCGUGCGUGUGUACUGGACUGCGCCGAGGCGUGUGACUAGUGGGGGUUUUGACGGUGGUUAUGACGACGAUCUGAUCGAUUGCGGCCCGCGAACUAACCGAGGGCAUAUUGUGCGUGCAUUUACGUCUGUUGAUCGCCUUGCUGUGGACUAUGAAGACCAUGAGGAGGAGGAAAUGAUGAUGCAGUGGGAGACGUACGAAGACCGUGAGGAGUUCGAGGGAAUUGGUGGAGACGACGGAGAUGAACCUGCCGUGCCCGAGCAGCUUAUCUGUCCUAUUACCGGCUGCCCGAUGCUGGACCCGGUUGUGGCUGCGGACGGACACAGCUACGAGCGCGAGGCGAUCCUGCAGUGGUUCAAGUCGAGUGACAUCUCGCCCAUGACUGGCAUGCACAUGCCCACGACGCAAGUCUUCCCCAACUUCACCUUGCGCCAGCUUUCCGAGGAAGUGCAAGCCGGUGCCGCGCGCCGUCAGCAAGCGAAGCGACGCCGCCAUCGCCGCCAGAGCGCAGCUGCAGCUCAAGCAUCUCAGCAAAUUGAGCAGGUCGAUGAAAACUUUGAACGUAAAGCGGCAUCCAGCGAGGAAGGCCAGGAAUAA
Molecule: messenger RNA, 1845 nt
Organism: Phytophthora sojae
Lineage: Eukaryota; Oomycota; Peronosporomycetes; Peronosporales; Peronosporaceae
Exons: 1
Coding region: 1-1845 (614 amino acids)
Biological process (GO): protein ubiquitination
Molecular function (GO): ubiquitin-protein transferase activity
Source: RefSeq, a predicted model, not a curated record